This is a messenger RNA of Exophiala dermatitidis NIH/UT8656, 2736 nucleotides long. Its product is annotated as calcium channel MID1. The record is from RefSeq and is a predicted model, not a curated record. Gene Ontology annotation, molecular function: calcium channel activity. Lineage: Eukaryota; Fungi; Ascomycota; Eurotiomycetes; Chaetothyriales; Herpotrichiellaceae. Gene Ontology annotation, biological process: calcium ion import across plasma membrane. The transcript has a single exon. The coding region runs from base 188 to 2077 and encodes 629 amino acids.
CCUGCGUCCAGAGACAUCUACACUUCCUCGAACGUUUUGUCUGUGACUUUCCGAUUCCGUUGUCAAGGCUUAUGGAUGCCAGUAAUACGUCCUAAGAAUGCCAUUCUCGCGCUCGCUCACGGCCAAGCACCGGACCCCUCCGUCCCUGCCUCGCAGUAACAGCUGAUCCUGAAAACGAGUCGUCACCAUGCCGUUCCCCCCAAAGCUCACGCCGCUUCAGUCAAGAUUCGUUGCCUCGCUAGCAGCGUCAAUCGCUCUACUUGCAAUCUAUCUUUUCCUCACGCAACCGCGCUUCGCAUAUGCUGUGGAACUUGACUCUCGAAUACCGCGCGAUGGCCACGAGCACUACCCGAUAAAUGAGGAGGAUGAGGAUGAGGGUCAGACUGAUGGAGUCCAUGGACAGGAUAAGAUUGAACUCUCCGCCCGAGCAGAGGCCGGGGUGUCGGCAUUGGCCAACAACGCCCCUCAGAAUAUGAACAUCGACAUCGGCGAGACGCAAUAUUGGGUCUUUCCUGCAACCGCCAUCGCUGGUCCUCGUGGGACCGUUGGCUCUGGGUUGCCGUCGAGGAAGUUGAAAGCGAGAGACGCGGAUGUUGAACAACACGAAUUGACAAAGAGGCAAAAUACAACAAAUGUCUAUAUCACAAUCAAUACGUGUUUGCAGCCGGCCUCAAACACCACCAGCAACGAUACAAGCAACUCAAUACCUCCACAGUUGCAGAUGUACGUUUCUACGUCUCCUUCGAUUCAGAAGCCCGGGCCUGGAACCGGAGACACAAUUGAUGUGGAUGGCGGAUACGCUAUUUUCACCACGUUUGGUGACAGUGAUGUAUAUGUUGGGAUAUCUGGACCUAACACCACGGAGUUUUCUGGCAUCUGGAACUAUGAGAUAGCGGCAUCAAUCGACGCACCAUACCAUUGGUGCAUGAGAAAUGCGACCAAUCUUCACUUCGUUGACAGCGAUAACCAUGCGGCAUUGCUGAUCACGGACGACACAACCCAGGCCCAGCCGGAUGAGACAGUAUAUCAAGAAUGGAUGGAUCUGAGCCCACCUUGGGGAGUCUUUGCUGCCAACCAGAACGACACAGCCAUUCUUGGAGUCAAGAACUCGUUUUGCGGCCUGAAAAACGCGGCCAAAAUAGCGGCCAACGUCCCCGGUUUCGAGAGCCAGAAUGUCGCCAAAAUGACCAACCGAGGACUUGGAGGCAAACCAAAAGAACAAUUCUACGUCACGGGCUUGAACGCCACUUCAAAAUACUGGGGCUUUCUUGUCAUGAACGGCAAUUCCACCGCAUCCGGGAAUGGCAUUGUAGGAGGCGGCGGCACGGUUUGGCAAGCCAUCACCUUCGAGACAAAAACAGAGGACAAUUGCGCGCUGAUGUACAACCUUUCAUUUUGUUCGGAAGUGGCCUACGCGGUGCCCACCAAUCCCCAAAAGUUCCCUCCCACGACCGGCCUGCCGGAAUUGGCGGCGCUGUACGACUCGUACGCCUCACAGAUGUACCAAUACUUCAACUACUCUCUGCAGCAGAUCCCCUGCAACACCACUUCUAGCGCGCAAUACUCGUUGGCGCGCAACUGCGACGACUGCGCCCGAGCGUAUAAACAGUGGCUCUGCGCCGUCAGCAUUCCUCGGUGCGCGGAUUAUUCAAAUAACCAAGAUCCGUGGCUGAAACCGCGAAACGUCGGUCAGCCUUUUGUCAACGGCUCCAGUAUUUCUCUGUCCUCUGGUUCAAACGUCGACCAGGUCCUGCUCAAUUCCGUGGCGACCAAUUCCUCGCGUAACCCCAUCAUCGACGAGUCUAUCCGCCCAGGACCAUACAAGGAAGUCCUGCCGUGCAAGGAUCUAUGUUACGAUCUGGUCCAGAGCUGUCCUGCAAAGUUGGGCUUCGCCUGUCCUCUUGAGGGGGCCGGGCUCGAAGACAGCUACGGCAGCCGUAGCCUCGAUUCCGGUGUCAUCAGUUGCAGUUACCUGGGUGCCGCGUAUUAUUUGAGCGGGACCGACAGGAUCGUGCCGGUUGCAAUCGGAAAAGCUGUCAUGAUAGCGUUUGUGUUUGUGCUGUGGAAUCUGGUGUGAAAAAUGGAUACUAGUAGACGGCUGUAGAACGUCAUUGAGGCGUUUUGAGACACAUGUGCGAAAAGAACAACUUCCGGGCGUGCAUUUUCUGUUUGCAUUGUGGGUCUCAGCAAGCGAGCUACUCUAGUUGUUGCAUAUGUACCUCAGGCGUUUGGGCAAAAGGGAUGGAAUGGAAAUGAGGACAAGGGAACGAUAUGAUAUGGCCAUGGCCAUGGCCAUUGUUGUGGUCGCGGGCAUGAAAAGGGGACUAAACGGGAAAUAUUCAGCCUCAGUUCUGUGGGCGCUUGUGUCAUGGAUUUGUAGUAGUGAUGGGCUGUAAUACUACACUGCAUGCCUCGAUGAACGGAUACCUGGGUGCUCUGUGAUGUUGAUGAUAUUAUACCAAUUAUAAUUAAACGGUAGCUGUGUCUAUUUUACUCGGCAUGUAGCAGUAGUAGUAAGUAGAUGCUGUAGCUUCGGGGGCCGAACCAGCCAUGAAAGGCUGAAUGGACGGCCUUCAUUCAGCAUCGAGCAUCGAGCAUCGAGCCUGAAAGGGCCACGGCGACCAGAACAAGUAGCUACCUUAGGUAGACAAGGCAGUUGAGUGCCUCAGCGUGGGCCGCCGCGAUAUCAUAUAAUCGUUUAUUUGAAUGAAUGAAUGGACAAUGGAUAGAACCGAA